Messenger RNA from Pocillopora damicornis (cauliflower coral), 4921 nucleotides. RefSeq names its product von Willebrand factor A domain-containing protein 5B1. NCBI's taxonomy places the organism in Eukaryota, Metazoa, Cnidaria, Anthozoa, Scleractinia, Pocilloporidae. The record is from RefSeq and is a predicted model, not a curated record.
GCUUCCCGCCUAAAUUUAGUAGUGGGUUACUUCAUUUAUUGGCUGGUAAGCACAAAACGGAUGUUUCAACUAACAAACGAUUCUCCUGUAAAUUGUUUUUAAGUCAAAAACCUAAGCACUCGGACCAAAUUACAAUAAUAGAGGCACAUCUGGAAUUGAUGGAAAUGAAUAUGAAAUUCGUUUGAUAUUUGCGGCCGGAAUUUUAAGUUGAAAAAUUCCGUUCGCUUUGACGGUGUGUUUAAUUUUUUUUUUCGAGGAGUUGCUGAAAGCGCCAAUAAAUUUAUUUGAAAAGUAAUUCGGAUGAUCGGCGGAAAGAAUCGAUUUGAGGUGAUAACAAGUAAAACAUGAGCGGACUUGUGAACCGGCAUACAAACUCUAGCCUUCAACUGAAGGCAUCGAGUAUUUUUGCUGAAGUGAAUGGAUUUGCGGCGAGAGUUUUAGCAACACUAACGUAUUACAACGAUUGCGAAUACGACGUGGAAGGGCUUUUUAUUUUCCCGCAAGAUGAAAGGGCUACGGUUGUUGAAUUCGAAGCGACCAUAGAGGAGAGACAUGUUUCAACACAAAUUUCGGAGACAAUCACACGCAACUCCGAAAAACACGCCUUCGCUUUAGAAGAACGAGAUGAUGAUCUGUUUUCGCUGAGUUUGGGGAGAAUUCCUCCACUUAGCUCCGUGUUUGUUCAAGUGACUCUGAUUACAGAGCUGGGAACAGAUGAAGCAACCGGCGGAUCAUUGUUUAUUUUGCCGUCUGUAUUCACCCCUCGCUUGGCGAACGACGAAAAUGAAGAAACGGAUCUGUACGGCUCGCAAAUGCUUAUUACCAACAUUCCUCGCAAGACGCAAGAACCGUACAGCUUUGAGCUUCAGUUAGAAGUAGCCGCGCCGUGUUUAUUAGCUGGCUGCUCCUCGCGAACGCACGCAAUUCAGGUUGACGCCGAUUGCCGGGCAACGAACGCUUCUCGAAUUCACAUCACGAUCGCCGAAGCGCACACUUACGAUCGAGAACUCGAAGUUGUUCUUCAUCUUUCACAUCCGUUUGACCCCUAUGUUCUGAUCGAGGAAGGAAAGAAAAGUUUUAACUCAACGCACACUCAAAUGAAAAUGGACAACUGUGCCAACCAGUCAGAAACACUGGAAGAUUUUCACAAAAAUGCCGCUAUAAUGAUCAACUACACACCAAGACUGCCCUCUGUAAGCGGCAUUGGCGAGUACAUAUUUCUAGUGGAUCGAAGUGGAAGUAUGAGCGGAGAUCAUAUAUUCCACGUCAAAGAAACAUUGAUUUUGUUUCUCAAGAGUUUGCCAACUAACUGUUACUUCAAUGUCAUUGGGUUCGGCUCGUACUAUAGAAGUCUUUUUCAAGACAGCCAGCAAUACAACGAGGCAACCCUAGGAACAGCCUGCGCUUACGUGCACAAAAUGAGGGCCGAUUUGGGUGGCUCGAAUCUCCUUCUUCCUUUGGAGUUCAUCUUUGAAAAGCCGACAAAGCUCGGUGUUGGGAGAACUGUAUUCAUGCUUACUGAUGGAGGUAUAUCCAAUACGGUAGAGGUGGUGGAUUUUGUACGUCGAAAUUCCUAUACAACCCGGUUCUACACGUUUGGGAUUGGACCGGAAGCUUGCCCCCAUUUGGUUCAGGGCGUUGCCGGUGCUGGAAGAGGGCAAGCAUACUUUAUAGCGGAUGAUGAGCGGAUGCCAGUCAAAGUUAUGCAAGCACUGGCAGAUGCACUUCAGCCCGCGAUUACGGACCUAGAGGUCAGCUGGCACCUUCCUGAUGGUUAUGACGUCAUUCAAACCCCUCAACUUCUGCCAUUCGUACAGAAUAAUAAACGCCUUGUGAUAUACGGCAUCUUGUAUCGGCCCCCAGGGGACGAAAAAGAAUCUCCUAGAACACCCAUCAAGCGGAAAAUGGACUGGAGUAUGAGGUCGUUUUCAAACAGCUCUGUCAAAGUUUUUUGGUUUGAAGACGAAUGUGAUCUCCUUGCGGAGGACCAGCUGCUGUUGGAGGCGGAGGAAUCGCUUCACUUGAGCGGAGAUGACUUUGAAAAGGACGAAAUUUACAGAGUUGAAGGGGAGCUUCCGAUGCAGGACGGCUUCAAUGCUGAGAUGGAACCAGAUACAAUAGAAGCCCUCGCUGAUGGUCUUCUUAAGCGCAUGUACAAGGAAUUUAGCCAAGAAAAAGAUGAUGAAGCUGAUGAUGGGAAAGGACAAUCCUCAGACGCACUCCAAAGCAACGAACAGUGCGGAUCUUGUGACGCCAAAGAAUGGGAUCCCACGACAGGCCAGCCGUCGAACAACCCGGAACAACGCGAACGGAAUAAUAAUGCUUUGCACUCAAUCAAUCACAGACCAGCAAACAUGUUAUUACAAGACAUCGUGUCGGACGGGGUUCUCAAUGAUGUUCAGGGGCGAGAAGAUAUUCCUGAGAAACAAGAGCCCGCUGAUAAUUCCCAUGAGCAACAGCGAUCGCCAAAGCUUGCGCGCGCUUACGAGCGUGACAGCGGUGUUGGUUUCAGUAUGGAAGACAGUGACAAAAGUCCGGAUGAAAGCAAGAACACCAUUGCAGAGCUAGACGGAGAAUUGGAGGAAAGAGACGAAGAAGCAAACGCGUGGUUUCGGAAUAGUAGCAGUCCUGCCAUGGAGGAAUUCGACUGCUCAAGAAAAGCAGCCGUCCACAUUUACAAAAACAGCGAAUUCCUGUCGCAGCUUGGCGUGCCAGCCGACUUUGGUGCAGUAAACAUUAAGGGAUUUGUCGGCGACGAAGAAAUGGAACAAGUCAUUCCAUUUCCAGUGAACCGAUGCGGUGGCUCUUCAAAGCGUCCCACAAUCCACCAGCUUUUGGCGCGUUCGCUCAUUCGGGAACUGCAGUCUUCUGUAGAGUCGAGGAGUGCGGAGACCAUUGACGUCGUGAAGAGGAUUAGCGAGCUGUCCAGCGUUCAUUCCAGGCACACAGCGCUAGUCGCACGUGACCAAUAUUGCUAUGACGAUCAAGUCUUAAGCGCUUUGCAGUUCCCUCAGAAAGAAAAUAUACCAGGCUUUGGGAGUCGCAAAGUUAAAGUACUUGAGCGAAGCUCUGGAUUCACGGAGGGCCUGGGACGACGUCUACCCAGUCCAGAUGGCAGCGACCACGAUAUCUCGCCAUAUUUUGCCGAAGGAAGAACUAACUCUGUUUACGAGUCAGGGGAAGAGCCUUUGGAUUUUUAUCGCUUGGAGCGAACGGGUACUCCAGAAAGUCAGCCCGAAGAAUGUGGACCACGAAAAGAAUGUGACAGUUCCCUUUCAUCUCCUAGCAGAAGUCCUCGCAAGCAAAUCCCUCCUUUGUCCACGAGAUGCGUGUUGGGUGAAAGGCAGCAAAAUCCUUCAAACAUCAAACCCAAACUCCUUAAGUCCUCUAGCCUAGACACCUAUUGGUGUUCUGGGGUCAAACAGCAUCUGUCUUUUGUGCGCAUGGUCAGUUUACAGUCUGCUCAGGGAAACUGGAACCUAGAUUAUGCCUUUGCGCAGGUCCUGGGGCUGCCACUCGCCGGCCUCCAACAAGCCUCUCCGCUGGCCGACAACUCUGUUUUUGUCGCCGAAGAUCUUCAAGAGCUGAUGAAUUCCGAUAAGUGCGGCAACAGUUCACAGCUGUGGGCUACUUCACUUGCACUGAGCUGGUUGCAUCGUAAGAGACCCCAGUUCGAGGCCGAGUGGAGUCUGGCAGCGAAAAAGGCUGAGCAGUGGAUGAAGGGGACGCCUUGUCCUCGCGGGUUCUUGAGGGAUGAUUUGAAAGCCCUCGCCUAUCAAGCGCUUCUCUUACUCGAGACAGAGUCGCGGAAAACAUCAGUGUGUGACGCACCCCAAGGAAAAAUAGGUGCCUGUGAAUGAACUCUAUUCUGAACCAGGUCACUAAGGGAUCGGUCAUUAUUUAUUCUGGGGGGGGAGGGGGGUUGGAAGAUUUUGGUUGCGUCCCGAGAAAAUUGACCUGAUCCCCUCAUAAGGCUUUGCAAUAUUCUCACUGGUCCCCCCCCUUCCUGAUUGGCAGUUAGUUGGUAGGCCAUUUACCGUGGUCCUCCCAAUAUUCUCAGUGCCGACGACCAAUUCCUUCUCCGUUCCGUCUGAUGACCAUGUGAUCCCGACCGAAAUCCUCCCCCCCUGCCCCCGGCGAAAGAUCAUGACUGGUCCUUUGGACGAAAUGGAUCUUAAAAGAGAAGUGUGCUCCAUAAAACAUCUCAUUUUUAUCUUCGUCGUUGAAAAGAAGUAUUGAUAAAUUAUUAAACUAACCAAUUUUGACUUUUUAAAGAACUUAACCCUCCGCACUUGUCCUAAUGUGCUAUUUAUAUCAAAAUAAGCUUUGAAAUUGACUCAGUAACCUAGCCGCUGAUCUGUGACGUAACUCGUCUGUCUUUUCCUUGUUUUCACCCUUCUGGUCAACCCCAAAAAGGAGUUGUUGCCUCAAUUUGCUUCUAGUGGCGGAGAUAAAAAUUUUAAUGUUUCAGAGUACACUUCUUAAGCGCUUUCAGAUGCCAAUACUUUUGGCUUUGUCGAGGAAACGUUUACGGUGACAAAUGAGGAAAUUUUCAAUUCAAUGAAUUGUUAAUUCAGUACUGAUAGGAAGACAAGAGACUGCUGGCGGUCUUGCAAAUUCUGCUUUUUCUGGCUCUUACACAGUAUACGUCACAUUAUUGUUUUCAUUGUUUUCUUAUUUCCAGUUGUAAUGAAGUUCUAUUGUGACGUAUACUGUGUCUUGUACAGCAAGUAAGAGCCCUUUUCCUUUUAGUGCACUGUAGCCUAAGGCAAUUAUUGUACAUACUGUUGUAAGUAAGACAAACAGGGUGAUGAUUACGCUGGGGGAUUCGUAACAUAAAUUUGAGUCUUAUUAGGUAUUAAUUUUCAAUUGAGCGCCGAAAGUAAUCCGGGACUGUGAUUGGACUAAAAAACUUGCGCCA